Molecule: messenger RNA, 3369 nt
Organism: Megalobrama amblycephala (Wuchang bream)
Lineage: Eukaryota; Metazoa; Chordata; Actinopteri; Cypriniformes; Xenocyprididae
Gene: c7a
Product: complement component 7a
Biological process (GO): immune response
Cellular component (GO): membrane attack complex
Molecular function (GO): protein binding
Source: RefSeq, a predicted model, not a curated record
AUGCACAUUCUGCUUUAGAUUAUUACAAUGAAGUGUUUAUUCCUGCAUGGAGUAUUUUUUGUCUCUCUGUUAUCGUCAGCAGCAAUUACACAUGCAGUGAGGUCCAUUAGGUCUGUGUCUGAACCUGUGGACUGCCAGUGGGGACCCUGGUCCUCUGAAAGCUGGUCAGUCUGCGACGGCUGCUCCAAAACACAGACACAGAUCCGCUCCAUUGCAGUCUACUCUCAGUUUGGCGGCCAGCCUUGCACUGGAAGCUCAACCCGCACACAAUCCUGUAUAUCGACUCAGGUCUGUCCCCUCGAGGAGGGCUGUGGAGAACGGUUCAGAUGCCAGUCUGGUAAAUGUAUCAGCCAGUCUCUGGUAUGCAAUGGAGAUCAUGACUGUGAAGAUGGCUCAGAUGAGCAGAAAUGUGACAGUAAAGAGAUCUGUGACCUGCAAAAACCUCCACCAAAUGUAGAGCUCACUGGUCAAGAGUUUGAUGCCGUGGGGAGAAAGGCAAGAGGAACUGUUAUCAACACUAUAAGAGCUUUGGAGGUCUGUGUAGAAAGGACCUUCAGUGGAGACCAUAUGGACCUAUACAGACUUCCCCAAAGUGUCCUCAGAUACUCUUUCCAGGUCACAGCAAAAAGUGAUUUUACAGAUGAAUCCUAUAGCAGCUCCUGGCACUACAUCAGUCACAUAGAAAAACAUUCAAAAACAAGAGGCACAGAUUACGGGCAUGAUGAUUAUGUCUUCCAUGAUGAGCUGUUUCAGUCACAGUCCAAAAAUCUGCUGAUCAUGAAGAGUGAUGUGGAUGUUGCCCAGUUCCAGAACCAGGCCCCAGAAUAUCUUCCACUUUCAGAAGAGUUUUGGAAAGCUCUGCUCUCCUUGCCUGUUGCAUACGAUUAUGCGGCCUACUACAAUGUGCUGGAGAGAUUUGGGACCCACUAUAUUUCAGAGGGCACUCUUGGGGGCCAGUUUAGAUUAUUCAUGGCGGCCAGCCAAGAUGUCAUGCAUAAAUUGCAAACUGUGCAAAGAGACUAUAAACAUUGUGUCAAAACGUCCCAUUCAAUCCUGUUCAUCAUCAGAUGGACCACAGAAAAGUGCAGUGAACAAAAUUAUAACAAUGUCGUAAAAUUUUACCAAAGCAUACCAAAAAAUGAUAUGUCCACAAAUAUUAUUGGCGGAGCUCCUGGAUUUAUUGCACAAUUGUCAAUGUUAGACAAAAACACAUCCCUGGAGAAUGGCAGGAUGUUCUCCCAGUGGUCGGGUUCAAUAAAGGACUUUCCAAAAGUCGUCAAAAUGAAGCUCAGACCUCUCUAUGAGCUGGUGAAAGAGGUCCCGUGUGCAGGGGUGAAAAAGCAUCACUUAAAGCGCGCAAUUGAGACUUACCUAAACGAGAAACACCCAUGCCACUGCAGAGAGUGCCAGAACAACGGCCUGCGUGUGCUUGAUAAUGAUAUCAGUAAGUGUGUGUGUAAACCAGGCACCAAAGGCCAGGCGUGCGAGCAGGGGACACCACAAGAUGAACAACCAGGAGUGAUCCAUGGAGACUGGGCUUGUUGGUCUUCAUGGAGCACCUGCAAGGAAGGACAGAAAAGCCGGAGCCGCUCCUGCAGUCGUCCCGCCCCUUCGGGUGGCAGGAACUGUAUUGGGAAUGCUGUGGAGAUGACAGCCUGUGAUGAUGCAGAGGAAUUAGAUUACUUACGUACAAUGGAGCCUCACUGCUUUGAUGAUUCAGUCACACCCAGGAAGAGUUGUAAAACACCGCCCUUCCUAGCUAAUGGGUUUGUUUUGUACCCCAAAGAUGCAUAUCCAGUGGGCAGUAAGAUUGAGUAUACAUGUAUUGAAGGCUAUCAUUUGAUUGGAAAUCCUAUAGCAGAAUGCCAAGAAAAUCUAGACUGGUUGCGAUAUCAAAUAGAGUGCAAAAAAACAUUGUGUGAUCCACCUCAGCUUCCUCCAGAUGUCACCGGAAGCCCGUGGAAGCUUGCCUAUAACAUCGGUGAAGCUGUCUCACUCUCCUGUCCUGAAGGGAAUGUCAAAGAGGGUCCGGCUGAGAUCCAGUGCAAUGCUGGCCUUUCCUGGUCACCGCAACCAAAAGAAACCAGGUGUCUCACAGUUUUUCAGCCGACCACUGUGCCAGUGCAAUGCCAGCCAUGGGAAAAUCUGGCAAAGGACAAAUGUGUCUGUAAAGUACCCCACGAGUGCAAAUCUUCCUUGGAGAUAUGCGCCACUGAUGUGAAGCGCGGUCGGACGCAGAGACUGAGUCUGUGUAAAGUACAGGCUAUGCGCUGUCUGGGACACCAGUACACCCUUGCUGAAGACAGUGACUGCCAGUGGCCACAACGCUCAUCCACUGCUUGCCCACUCUGUACCAUCUGGGAGAGUUGUGAUGAGCAAACGAACAGCUGCCGUUGCAAGACAAUUGAGGAAUGCUCAUCCUUGGACGCUUGGAUCCAUGUGUGUGUGCAGCAGGAAGGAGCGUCUGCACCAGUGACAAUGACAGAAUGUGAGGCGGGCGUGAGGAAAUGCAGCGGAGAGACUGUCCGCAUUGUCAGCGUUCAACCUUGUCAGUCAUAAGCUUAGAGGCUCAAUAACUAAUUAAAUAGUGUAACCAUAUUAUAUGUUGAACUGCCUUCCUGUUCCUGCCUUCGUUUUUAAAACGCCAUGAAUAUGCUUUAAAAAAAACAAAGAUGGCUUGUCAAGUGAAGUUUUCUUUCUUGUGUUGACAUUUUCUGUUAAAACAGGAUGUUUGGACAGGACAAAAGAAUAGAGCGCAGCAGUGAUGCAUUUUUGUACGCCAGCCUGUAAGUUAGCAUCACACUGGUUCCCUCGACAAGAUUUUUCCAUUGGCUUUUUUGGAUAAUUGCAGAAAAUAAGCUCUAUGACCAACUAAAGUUUAUGAUUCUUAUGUUUUGUUCAUCAUGAUCUUUACAAAAGAACACAACUUGAAUAAAAACUGAUUUUUGAAUAAAAACAAAUACAAAUCUCCACAAUCAAAAAGGUAAAUGUAGGCUAUGAACAAACACAGAUGCAUGACUUCAACGUCACCACCGUUAAGCUUCAAUCAGUCUUUAUUUAAAAACAUUUUCCCUGAAAGUUUGUUAUAAUAGUUUGCAAGAGUGCGAUUAUAAACAAUGAGGCUGUGAAAGCUGACUAUAGUGAGUAGAUGAGUUUUCCUGUGGUACACAUACCUUUCAAAAGAGACCAAAACCAUGCAUAUAUUCCAAAUGGUUCAAGAACAAUAAGCAGUUUACUUUGGGUAUGCCUUUUAAGGGGUUUUACAGAAAUGUUAAGGGGUUAAUGUCCCCCACAACCUCUGUAGUCCCAUUUAGCCACUGGUUAGCAAUAGCCUUUUUCAAGACAAAUAAAAGCUUUGAAAAAUCACAA